UGCGAAUGACUUUUCAUCCACUUAUGGUAUCGUACCGUCAAUGGAGGAUGCAUGGAAUGCUGGAAUAUCGCUCAGGACUCGUCCGGAAUUGAUGAACGAGUAUCUUCAGCAAGAUGCUGACGGGCCCUUAUAUGGCAUGUUGCCCUUCGGAGUCGAUGGCGCAGAAUCGUGAGUAGCCUACUAUAUUCAGAAUGCACCAACGGUAGGACAUCUGACACGGUUCUCGCAGCGCUCCUACUGCAGUACCUGUCUCAAUGUAUCGUGGCCAUAUCACCGCCACGGGAGGGUUCUUGCCCGCUGCCGCGCAUCAGGUGCCAUUCGUCCCACCUCCAUCACCAGGCCGUUCAUCAGACCCAUCGAACGAGCAGACAUUUGCGGGAGUAGGGGUGCCAUGUCGCUGGGGAACCCCUUGCGGCAUGCUUCUCACAGACGUCUCUCAUGCUGGUGUUCAAAAGCACCUCAGCAGCAAUCAUGUUCUUCCUCUGUGCAACCCAGGUGAGCAUCGCCCCCGCGGUACCUGCGAAUGGUACCCAGAAAGGGGCGUGAAAUGCGGGAGGGAGAUGUAUCAAAACCAAUAUGGGCGGCACGUAGCCACCGUGCAUUUGGAAUGCAACCGGUGCAAGUGCGAAAGAUGUGGCGCCAAGUUCACUCGAAUUGAUGGACUCGCAAGACACAGCAAGACUUGUCGACCAUCGUGAACAUGCCAAGUUCAGACACGAAUCAGUGUAAUAUCACAGAAGGCCACUGCCGGUGGACGUAUGCU
This is a messenger RNA of Laetiporus sulphureus 93-53, 763 nucleotides long. RefSeq lists its product as uncharacterized. The record is from RefSeq and is a predicted model, not a curated record. NCBI's taxonomy places the organism in Eukaryota, Fungi, Basidiomycota, Agaricomycetes, Polyporales, Laetiporaceae. The transcript is spliced from 3 exons. Bases 255 to 698 code for a protein of 147 amino acids.